This is a messenger RNA of Anastrepha ludens (Mexican fruit fly), 3175 nucleotides long. It is a transcript of the gene NTPase, whose product is annotated as nucleoside diphosphate phosphatase ENTPD5. Bases 337 to 1740 code for a protein of 467 amino acids. Lineage: Eukaryota; Metazoa; Arthropoda; Insecta; Diptera; Tephritidae. Gene Ontology annotation, biological process: nucleoside diphosphate catabolic process. Gene Ontology annotation, cellular component: membrane. Gene Ontology annotation, molecular function: GDP phosphatase activity; UDP phosphatase activity. The record is from RefSeq and is a predicted model, not a curated record. The transcript is spliced from 6 exons.
UUGGUACAAGCAAUUUUUAGUAGCUCAUGUGAAAUUAAUGCGAUUUGUAGUAUUUUUAUGGUGUGCGGUGACUUUGAAAAUAAUUGAUUGCACCAACAAGUGCGAAACACAAAUGAACUUACCUCGCGCUGAAAUAACAGCGUAAGCAACUUGUAGAGCGACAACAAGCACAGCCAAUGUUAUAAGCAAUUACUUGUUCAGUUGUUCAGUUUUACUUAUUUAACAAUAAAUGAUUUGCUUUAAUUAGCCACACGGCAUAUUUGUACUUUAUUCAAGUGGUUUUAUGUAAUUUACGCUUAAUCUGAAACAAGGGAUUUUAUAAACAAUUUGUGAAAAAUGACGUCUCCGCAAAAUGUACGACAACGUAAAUUGAACUUAAACGAUGAUCAGGCAGGUGGUGCUGCGCCUAGUCGGCGCAAGUCUUCCUCGCCAAACGGUGCGUCGAAAGGUUUACCUAGAGGACUAAAGCUUUCGUUCCUGUGUCUGGUUCUAUCGGCAACGUUGCUUCUGUUCUUUUUCGGCGUUUAUAUGGAUUCCACCAGCCCGUUCUUAGUGCGCUUGGCAUCGAAACUGGGUUACACACGCAAUCAAUUUGCGGUCAUCAUCGAUGCAGGUUCGACUGGUAGCCGUGUGUUGGCUUACAAAUUCGAUAGAAGUUUUAUUGAUAAUAAGCUGGUCUUGUCUGAGGAACUCUUCAAAGAACGCAAACCUGGCCUAUCGUCGUUCGCAGAGAAUCCAGCAAAAGGCGCACAUUCCAUUAAAUUGCUACUUGAUGACGCUAAAGCAUUUAUACCCAAAGAGAAAUGGGCGUCGACGCCACUUGUACUCAAAGCCACAGCUGGUCUGCGGCUUCUGCCACAACACAAAGCUGAAAAUCUCUUAAAUGCCGUGCGUGAACUUUUUGCGAAGUCAGAAUUUAGCGUCGAGCCAGAUGCAAUUGAAAUUAUGGAUGGCACAGAUGAAGGCAUUUUCUCAUGGUUCACAGUGAACUUUUUGCUAGGUCGUCUAUCGAAAACAAAUCAAGCUGCUGCGCUCGACUUGGGCGGUGGCAGCACACAAGUAACCUAUGCGCCAACCGACCCUGAUCAGUUACCGCUCUACGAGAAAUACAUGCACGAGGUAAACACACUAAACCGGAAAAUCGAUGUAUUUACACACAGCUACUUAGGGUUGGGUUUGAUGGCGGCGCGUCACUCUGUAUUUACAAAGGGCUACAACAAGGAUGUGAAUAAUGUGGAAACAGUGUGUGUAAAUCCAAUAAUAUAUAAUCGCACGUGGACUUACUCAAAUGUGGAAUAUCAAAUUAGCGGCAAACCAAAUACGAAAUCAACAGCAGAAGAACCAGUUGUGGACUUUGAACAGUGUUUGGAAGCAGUUAAAACGCAGGUUCUACCGCUAGUCAAGCCAAAGCCAUUCACCUUGAAACAACACACCGUAGCUGCAUUCAGCUAUUACUUUGAGCGCGCAAUAGAAUCCGGGCUUAUUGAUCCUUUCCAGGGCGGCGAGAUCACAGUGGCUGCAUACCGCAAGAAGGCAGAAGAGGUGUGUAGCAUUGCGAAUGACGAACAACCCUUCAUGUGCUUCGAUUUGACGUUUAUUUCGGUGUUGCUGCGCGAAGGAUUUGGACUCGGUGAUAGUAAAAAGAUAAAGCUUUACAAAAAAAUUGAUGGUCAUGAAAUUUCAUGGGCGCUGGGAUGUGCUUAUAACGUAUUGACUAGCGAUGAGAAAUAUAAUUCCUAAAUCUUAAAAAUCUAUACGAGUAACAAUAAUGAAACACAAAAAAACAGAAAAAAAACACGCAACGCAUCCAACAAAGUAUACAAAUUUGUAUGUAGGAAUAUAAUAUAUAAUAUUUGUAGCAUAAAAAUUAAAAGUGCUUUGUAGGUAUAGUAAAACAAAAAACACAAAUAUUUGGCCUGUUUGGUAUAGAGGCGACGCCCGAUUUGGCAACAAGUCGACACUUGCUAAUACUCGUAGCUGGAGCGUCGGUGAUAGGAGUCGAUUAUCAACAACGACUUGUCGCUAACAAUGAUAUUUAACUAAAUGCCUUGGUGCCUUACAAACUAAAAUAAUUUGUCUUCAAUUUUAAUUCAACAACAUAGGGAAGUGUUUAUAGUUUGACCUUUGAAAAUAAUCUUUUUGCGCAUAAUAUGGAUGUGUGUUAUGGGAUUAUUUCACUAUUAAUUUACGAACAUAUCAGCUUUAAACACUAUGUGUUUAUUUUAAGUUUGUGAAUGUAAAAUUUAUUUUUGUUUCUUGAAAAGUAUUGUAUCACGCUUUAAGGGGUUAUACGCAGUUAUGAAGCAAAUAAAAGACGGGUUGUCAAGGAUUUAUCCUGAAGAAACUUCAGAAUAUUUUAAUUUGAAAAUUUUUGGCGGUUAUAAAAGCAUCCUUCAAGAACGUAACAAAAUUUUUUAUUUAUGAAAAUGUUGAUUAUAGAGCGCGCUGCAGGCGAUUUCUGGAACCUCCUUUAAAAAAAGACGAUUUACGGUGUACAUCGUAACUCAGGAUUGGAUUAUCUGAAAUCAAAAAACCAAACAAAUUUUGUUAAUAUAUUAGAUUAUCUAGUAAUUAAUCGUUCGGCUAAUCAAAAUAGUGAAUUUUCACAAAAUGGCAGCUUUUAAAAGAAAUGAUUUUGAUUUUUACGUUAAAAUUUGGCCGUAAAUUGAUUAUAAAAUGGAAAAUAAGUAUCAGAUUUACAAAAGGAACGAUUAAUUACUAGAAAAUGUAUCUUUAAAGAUUGAGUUAAAACGGUUGACCGAUCAAACAAGCCGUUUUCGAGAUAUCGUGUACACCGACUUGAAAAAUGCCGUUUUGAAAAAAACACGUUUAAAGUUUCAAUACCUACCUUAAAACGUGCCGAGGCAUCUCUACAUAUUUAGGUAUAACUCCGAAAGUAUUGCUUAGAUCUACUUCAAAUUUCGUGCGUAUACUUUUGAAUAUAUGUACAUUACAAAAAUGCAAUAAAAAAAUCGAUUUUUUUGAAAGUCAUAACUGCGUAUAACCCCUUAAUAUAUACUCACGUAUGUAUACAUAUGCCUAUGUAUAUAAAUUAGACAACAAUCUUUUGAGAGAGAUCGAGAUUUCUAAAUUGUUUGAAUUGUGUAAAUAAAAAAAUAAUUGUCAUUUGUUACAAACAAUGCACAGAUGUAUAUAUAAUAAAUACUUUCUUUUU